Penicillium argentinense is the source of this 1005-nucleotide messenger RNA. Its product is annotated as Mg2+ transporter protein CorA-like/Zinc transport protein ZntB. The coding region runs from base 1 to 1005 and encodes 334 amino acids. The transcript is spliced from 5 exons. Lineage: Eukaryota; Fungi; Ascomycota; Eurotiomycetes; Eurotiales; Aspergillaceae. The record is from RefSeq and is a predicted model, not a curated record.
AUGGCCAUUCCAAACCAAAAAAGAAUACUCAAAUGGACUAGGGAAUGUUGUGGACGAGGAGGAAAAACAAUUGAUGAUGUGUCUUCGCACAUAGAUACACAGCUCCUCAGGACUGGCAGUAAGGAACGUCGAAAAAAAUAUUCGAUCUCGCUUCCUACUUUCAUCGCCACAGAAGGACAUGUCGAAAAUAGUGUGAAGGAUCCACCGUGGGAAGCAGACCUCAAAGAGGUCUUUUGUACCUUGUGUCGUCUUUUCAACUUCUUUAUCCCUCUUGAAUACCCUUGCAAUGUUGGUCAGAAGUUUUGGGGAGCGGUUCAGGAUCUCAUAGAGAACAUACCUCGGAUGUGCGAAAUAUCCGCCAUGCAGGAAAUGACCAAGCGAUCACGUCGGUUCCGCAUGGUGAAGUCCUUCUUUGUGGCCGAUCUAAGUCAUCCGAAGUACGCAGACGUUCGAGCAGGGACUGAUCUGGAGCUACUCAUCCAGUACCCCGACGAGUGCGCAACGUGCAAGACUCAGAUGGCAUACUCCUCGCAAUCAGAUGCUUGCGAUCAUUUAUUUACACAUCAUCUUCAGGCUUCUCCUGAGCAGCUGUCCGAGAAUGACGAAUUAGACAGAGACACCUAUCGGAUCCCCUCGAGUCUGGUUGAAGGCUUCCAGCAUCUUUUAAUGAUGCUCGUGACGACCGCGAGCCUGUCAAAGUCUGCACUGCGGAACCGAGAAACUUAUGCUGAUCCUGAUCCUGUGUCGACAUUUCUCCAACCCUACGAAUCAAACCGGGUCGGUGCAUACGGCUCAUGCGAUUGUAGAGAUCGUUCUCAUGGCUAUACUGACGACAGAACUGAUGUCGUGGCCUAUGAAGCCGUAGGGCCUGGCUUGGCUCUAGCUCUGGUCAUGGGAAACAUCCAGUCAAGUGACUCGAGAAACAACACUGUGGACUUGCUCGAUAUCUAUCGAGAGUCUAUCAGAUGUCUCGCGAGUCCAUACAGUUGCCUACUCGGGCACUGA